CGGGAGCGGCACCGGGACUGGCACCGGCACCGGGACGGACACGGAGCCCGGCGGGCCCGGCCGCCGCGCCAUGCGAGCGGGCUGAGGGGCGGGCAGCGCCGGGGCACGGCACCGAGCGCCGGGGGCGCGCCUCCCGAAGCCCCUCUGCCAGGCGUCAGUGGGGACGACGCGAUCGACCUCUGGCAACCCUGCUGGGCCAGGAUGAGCCCCAGGUGCACCCUGCCUUCCCCCAGCAGCCGCACGUCCCUGUAGAUGAGCCCCGCGCCUACGCUCUUGCCAGCACGCCGCCACGAAUGCUUCACCCAGCCGCUCACCCACCCCACCAGAACCCAUUCAUGGUGGAUCUGCAUGACCAGGUGCACCAGGGACCUGUCCCUCUCUCCUACACGGUUACCACCGUAACGACGCAAGGCUUCCCCAUCCACGCUGGCCAGCACAUCCCUGGGUGCAGCACCCAGCAGCUCCCAGCAUGCUCAGUGAUGUUCAGCGGACAGCACUACCCGCUCUGCUGCCUCCCACCCCCGCUGAUUCAGGCAUGUGCCAUGCAACAACUUCCCGUCUCCUACCAGACAUUCCCCCCCAUCAUCUCCAGCGACCAUUACAUCCUGCACCCACCCCCACCGCCAGUGCCCCCCCACCAGCCGCCCCACAUGGCCCCCCUGGGGCAGUUCGUACCUCUCCAAGCCCAGCAUCCACGUAUGCCUCUGCAGAGGAUAGACAAUGACGUGGACCUGCGAGGGGAGCAGCACCCCAUCGCAGGCUUCACGUACCCUCCGUCUCACCACGCUCCCACGCUGUCGCCCUCCAUGCCGCUGCAUUACCUCCCCCACGACCCGCUGCACCAAGAACUGCCAUUUGGCGUGCCAUACCCCCACAUGAUGCCCCGGCGGCUGAACACCCAGCGGUACCGGCUGCAGCAGGCGCUGCCCCCACCGCCACCCCCUCCGCCGCCUCCUCCGUACUAUCCGAGCUUCCUGCCCUAUUUCCUUUCUAUGCUUCCUGUGUCGCCAACGGCCGUGGGCCCCACGAUCAGCUUAGACCUGGACGUGGAUGAUGUGGAGAUGGAGAAUUAUGAGGCACUGCUGAACUUGGCCGAGCGGCUGGGGGAGGCCAAGCCACGGGGACUCACCAAAGCAGACAUCGAGCACCUCCCGUCCUACCGCUUCAACCCCGAGAGCCACCAGUCUGAGCAGACCCUGUGCGUCGUGUGCUUCAGCGACUUCGAGGCCCGGCAGCUUCUCCGCGUCCUGCCCUGCAACCACGAGUUCCACGCCAAGUGUGUCGACAAAUGGUUAAAG
Molecule: messenger RNA, 1298 nt
Organism: Zonotrichia albicollis (white-throated sparrow)
Lineage: Eukaryota; Metazoa; Chordata; Aves; Passeriformes; Passerellidae
Source: RefSeq, a predicted model, not a curated record